This is a messenger RNA of Prunus armeniaca (apricot), 2211 nucleotides long. The record is from the annotation of a GenBank genome assembly. NCBI's taxonomy places the organism in Eukaryota, Viridiplantae, Streptophyta, Magnoliopsida, Rosales, Rosaceae.
AUGUUGGUCCAAGACCGCUCUACCCCAAAACCCUCCAAACCCGAGCAACCCUUUCUCACAGCAAGUCACUUCCCUCAGUCCAAAAUCUUCACUUUCCCCAAAUGGGUCUCCUUUAAUCUGUUCAAGAUCACAACCAUUUCAUUCCUAACCCUCACCAUUGCUGCCCUCUUCUUCCUCUACCAUGCCAAUGACUCUCCCUCCACCUUCCUCUGUUUCAACAAAUCCCACCUCAAGAUCCCCAAACCCAUUGAAUUCCCCAAACUUAGCUUCAAGUCAAUCAAACCCAUUUCAGAUAAGUCCUCCAAUUACGCUUCUUUCGGAUCAGAUAGAUGGGUUGUGGUCUCUGUUUCGGAUUAUCCUUCUGAUUCACUUCGAAAACUGGUCAAACUCAAGGGCUGGCAAGUCCUUGCAAUUGGGAAUUCAAGGACCCCAGUGGAUUGGAGUCUCAAGGGAGUGAUAUAUUUGUCAAUGGAUGACCAGGCCAAAUUGGAUUUUCGAGUUUUGGACUACCUUCCUUAUGAUUCUUAUGUAAGGAAGACUGUUGGGUACCUUUUCGCUAUCCAACACGGUGCGAAAAUGAUAUAUGACGCUGAUGAUCGUGGCGAUGUGAUUGAUGGUGAUCUUGGUGAGCACUUUGAUCUGAAAUUGUCAAAUGUGGAUGUAAUGCAGGAGAAACUUUUGCAGUAUAGUAAUGAAAAUCCGAAUAGAACAGUUGUGAAUCCAUACAUUCAUUUCGGGCAACGGUCAAUUUGGCCUAGGGGAUUGCCUUUAGAAAAUGUAGGUGAAGUUGGGCAUGAGGAUUUCUAUAGUGAAGUAUUUGGAGGAUUGCAGUACAUUCAACAAGGUAUAUCUAAUGGCUUACCAGAUGUUGAUUCAGUUUUCUACUUCACAAGGAGGUCAGGUUUGGAAGCAUUUGACAUAAGGUUUGAUGAGCAUGCUCCAAAAGUUGCUUUACCACAAGGUAUGAUGGUGCCACUGAAUUCUUUUAAUACAUUGUUUCAUUCUAAUGCAUUUUGGUCUUUGAUGCUUCCUGUUUCGGUUAGUAGAAUGGCUUCUGAUGUAUUGAGGGGUUAUUGGGCACAAAGACUUUUGUGGGAGAUUGGUGGUUAUGUUGUUGUUUAUCCUUCAACUAUUUAUAGAUAUGAUAACAUUGAGUCAUACCCAUUUACGGAAGAGAAGGAUCUUCACAUAAAUGUGGGUCGAUUAAUUAAGUUCUUGGUUACUUGGAGAUCUACUAAGAUUAAUUUAUUUGAGAAAAUUUUGGAAUUGAGUUAUUUGAUGGCGAAAGAAGGGUUUUGGACUGAGAAGGAGGUGAAGUUCACUGCAGCUUGGCUUCAAGACCUGGUUGCUGUCGGGUAUAUUCAGCCAAAGCAGAAGGCCAUAAAGUUGGAUCAGCCGAGAACAGCCAUUGGUCUUGCAGACCGGAAGGAAUUUAUUCCCCAAAAACUACCAUCUGUGCAUCUUGGGGUUAAGGAAUCAGAGACAGUAAAUUAUGAGAUAGGGAAUUUGAUUCGCUGGAGGAAGUUUUUUGGCAAUGUUGUUUUGAUCAUGUUUGUCGGUGGGCCAGUGGAGCGGACUGUGUUGGAGUGGAGAUUGCUUUAUGGCAGGGUAUUUAAAAGUGUGGUGCUUUUGUCGGACGGUGCUAAAACAGAUUUAGCUGUGGAGCAAGCUACUCUGGACCAAGUAUAUAAGUAUCUCCCCAAAAUAUUUGAUAGGUUUACCAGUGCGGAAGGGUUCUUGUUCCUGCAGGACAAUACCAUUCUCAACUACUGGAAUUUACUGCAAGCAGACAAGACUAAGCUGUGGAUCACUGACAAGGUUCCUCAGUCUUGGACUACAGCCUCUAUCUAUGGUAAAGACUCCGAAUGGUUUUCAAAACAAGCAGACAUGGUAAAGAAAGUUGUCAGCACUAUGCCAGUUCAUUUACAGGUCAGUUACAAGGAGAGUAGCACAAGGGAGCAGGGUCUCAGUAUAUGCAGCUCUGAGGUAGCAGUUCCCCUGUUUUUCAUGGCAAUGGAUUUACCUCAUAAAUAUGACUCUGUGCUCAAUACAAUGAUUUAUAAGCCAGAGACAUCAUCCAGCAACUCUUCAAACAUUUAUUCUGCUAAAGCCCCAGCCGUACACCCAUGGACCGUUUCCAGUGAGUCAGAUUUCAUCGAACUUAUAAGAUUCAUGGCAACAGGUGACCCUCUACUAAUGGAGCUAUUUUGA